AUGGCAUCUUGUCCCGUCUCGCCACCCGUCAUGGUGGCCAAGGGUGCCGGUCCUCCGCCGUCUCAGGAGGACGUCUCUGCCUUUGUCACCACCAUCUUCACGGCCAAGACAUCGUCUGCCUCGGUCGACGCGAGCUAUGCCCUCUGCGACCUGUUCCUCAACUCCGUCGGCUUCGCCGGCCUCCAGACGUACGGCGUCCUGGCCGAGAUCAAAAAGGCGGCCGCCGAUAAGAAGGAUGGCCUCCGGCGGGAGAGCAGCCAGAACCUCCUCGGCGCCCUCUUCGAGCGAUUCCCCCAGAGGCAGCCCCUGAGCGAGGUCCUGUUUCUCGUUCAGGACGAGGGCCUCGUCGCCUGCGCGCUGGACGCACUCUCCGAUAAGGGUGCCGUCGUCCGUGAGGCUGCCCAGUAUGGCCUCGACGCCCUCUUCGCGAACCUCAGCGCCGAGGCCCUCGUCUCCGGCCUGCUGCCCGUCCUGUCCCGCUACCUGGGCAAGAAGACGGGAAAGUGGCAGGGGACCGUCGGCGCCUACAAGAUGCUGCAGAAGAUGGCCGACAAGGCCCAGAUCGCCAUCGGCACCACCAAGGAGGAGGCGGCCGACAAGGACAUCCUCCGCGAGUCCAUGGGCUCCAAGCUCGCCGGCCUCAUCCCCCUCGUCGAAGGCGGCAUGCACGACCUCAAGGGCGAGGUCGAGAAGCAGUCCGUCCUCACCAUGAACUCGCUCACGACCCUCCUGUCCAACGACGACGUGGCGCCCCGGAUACCCCUCCUCGUCGACACCAUGCAGCACCCGUCGACGCAAACGCUGCAAAAGGCCAUCCACGCGCUCUCGCAGACGACCUUUGUUGCCAUCGUCACCUCGCCCGUCCUCGCCCUCCUGACGCCCUUCCUCGAGCGCUCCCUCAACUCGCCCAACACGGCGCAGGAGGUGCUGCGUCAGACUGUCGUCAUCGUCGAGAACCUCACCAAGCUCGUUCACGAUCCCAUCGAGGCCCGGACCUUCCUGCCCAAGCUGAUGCCCGGCGUCAAGGCCGUCUGCGACCGGGCGUCGCUCCCCGAAGUUCGUGAGCUCGCCGAGCGAGCCUUGGCGACGAUGCAGCACGCCAUGGGCAACGACCGUGACAUCAUCGCCAAGACGACCUCGGACGACGUGGCCAAGGUCCUCGACGAGCAGAUCAAGAAGCACGGCGGCCUCGUCGGUCACGCCGACACCUACGCCUCGGCACGACCGUAUAUCUGCGACAUGGUGGCGACCGACGUCAACUUCCGAUUCGUCGCCCGCAUCUCCGCCCGCAUCGCUCCGUACCUGCAGACCGUCGUCAAGGAGGACGGUGCCCACCGGAAGAUCGGCGACGCCGUCGAGAAGCUGUACGUCGACGAGGACCAUCGGCGCCACGGCGUGCCCGAGAAGGAGGACGACGGCGAGGUCGAGAUUGUCAACGCCGACUUCUCGCUCGCCUACGGCGGCAUGCUGCUGCUCUCCCACACCAACCUGAGGCUUCUCAAGGGCCACCGCUACGGCCUGUGCGGCCGCAACGGCGCCGGCAAGUCGACGCUGAUGAGGAGCAUCGCCAACGGCAAGCUCGAGGGCUUCCCCCCCCAGGACGUGCUGCGCACCUGCUUCGUCGAGCACAACCAGGGCGAGGACGCCGACAUCAGCAUCCUCGAGUUCGUCUCCAAGGAUCCCAGCAUUUCGGCGCAGGGAACCGAGCGCAUCGCCGAGGUGCUCGAGGAGUUUGGCUUCACCUCGGGCCCCGAAGGUCGCCAGGCCGAAAAGGUCGGAUCGCUGUCCGGCGGUUGGAAGAUGAAGCUCGCCCUCGCCCGCGCCAUGCUGCAAAAGGCCGACGUCCUGCUGCUCGACGAGCCGACCAACCACCUCGACGUGACCAACAUUGCGUGGUUGGAAAACUAUCUCAAGACGCACACUGACAUCACGAGCCUCAUCGUCUCCCACGACUCGGGCUUCCUCGACAACGUCACCACCGACAUCUACCACUACGAGCCGGGCAAGAAGCUGGCCUGCUACAAGGGCAACCUGGCCGCCUUUGUCGAGGUCCGGCCCGAGGCCAAGAGCUACUACACCCUCUCGGCGAGCAACGUCCAGUUCAAGUUCCCGCCCCCCGGCAUCCUCACGGGCGUCAAGUCGCUCACGCGCGCCAUCAUCCGCAUGAGCAACGUCUCGUACGCCUACCCCGGCGCGACCAAGACGUCGCUCGCCGACGUCUCGUGCCAGCUCUCGCUGUCGUCUCGCGUCGCCAUCAUCGGGCCCAACGGCGCCGGCAAGUCGACGCUCAUCAAGCUGCUCACGGGCGAGACCAUCCCGACGACGGGCAAGGUCGAGAAGCACCCGAACCUGCGCAUCGGCUACAUCAAGCAGCACGCCCUCGAGCACGUCGAGAUGCACCUCGAGAAGACGCCGAACCAGUACCUGCAGUGGCGCUACGCCAACGGCGACGACCGCGAGGUGCACAUGAAACAGACGCGCGUCCUCUCCGACAAGGAUCGCGAGCAAAUGGACAAGUGGAUCGACAUGAAGGACGGCAAGUCGCAGAAGCAGAUCGAGGCCCUCGUCGGUCGUCAAAAGUACAAGAAGACGUUUCAAUACGAAGUCAAAUGGCGCGGCCUGCUCCCCAAGAACAACAACAUGCUCUCGCGCGACACCCUCAUCGAGCUGGGCUUCAACAAGCUCGUCCAGGAGUUUGACGACCACGAGGCCUCGCGCGAGGGCCUCGGCUACCGCGAGCUCCUCCCCAAGGUCAUCUCCAAGCACUUUGAGGACCUCGGCCUCGACCCCGACAUUGCCAACCACAACGAGAUCGGCUCGCUCUCGGGCGGGCAAAAGGUCAAGGUGGUCAUCGCCGGCGCCAUGUGGAACAACCCUCACCUCCUGGUGCUCGACGAGCCGACCAACUUCCUCGACCGCGACUCCCUCGGCGGCCUCGCCGUGGCCAUCCGCGAGUUUAAGGGCGGCGUCAUCCUCAUCUCCCACAAUGAAGAGUUUGUCGGCGCCCUGUGCUCCGAGCAGUGGCACGUCGCCGAUGGACGGGUCGCGCUGCGCGGCACCACGGCCGUUAGCCUCGACCGCUUCGAAGACAGCCGGCCCGGCAGCGGCGUGAACAGCACGGCCGCGAGCUCCGUCGUCAGCAGCGCCGUGAACUCGGGCGCCGAGGACAACGGCGACAUGAAGUUUAGGGCCCGCAAGAAGAAGAAGAUGACCAAGAAGGAGCUCAAGGAGCGCGAGGGCACGCCGCACCCACCGGACACGGACGACGAGGAUAACUGA
Messenger RNA from Drechmeria coniospora, 3279 nucleotides. Its product is annotated as elongation factor 3. The transcript has 3 exons. Lineage: Eukaryota; Fungi; Ascomycota; Sordariomycetes; Hypocreales; Ophiocordycipitaceae. The record is from RefSeq and is a predicted model, not a curated record. Gene Ontology annotation, molecular function: ATP binding; ATP hydrolysis activity. The coding region runs from base 1 to 3279 and encodes 1092 amino acids.